Manduca sexta (tobacco hornworm) is the source of this 1157-nucleotide messenger RNA. RefSeq names its product tachykinin-like peptides receptor 86C. The record is from RefSeq and is a predicted model, not a curated record. Lineage: Eukaryota; Metazoa; Arthropoda; Insecta; Lepidoptera; Sphingidae. Bases 93 to 1157 code for a protein of 354 amino acids. Gene Ontology annotation, cellular component: plasma membrane. The transcript is spliced from 8 exons. Gene Ontology annotation, biological process: G protein-coupled receptor signaling pathway. Gene Ontology annotation, molecular function: tachykinin receptor activity; neuropeptide Y receptor activity.
GAAAGAAGAAUUCUAGUGAAUAAACUUAGGUGUUUUUUACAAACGCAUCUAAUGGAAACUAGUGAUGACGUCACUCAAAUGUCGGAGCCAAAAUGGAUGUUAUGUAUAACAUAACUCUUGAAAGGCAAAAGUUCUACGCUGCUCACGACUUCAAGAAUUUGGCGGGGACUGACGACGUUGAGGUCGUCUAUACUUGGAAGAUGGACUUCAACCGCAGUAUGCUGGGCGCGGCAACGCUGCUGGUGCCGAAGACCACCAAAGUGCCACCUUCAUCCAACACUAUGCCCAUGUGGGCUCACAACUCCUGGGUUUGUCUCUUCGCAGCCAUGCUAGCAGUCGCCAUUGGCGGGAAUGCGAUAGUCAUAUGGAUUGUUGCAGCUCACAGAAGAAUGCGCACCGUCACUAACUACUUCUUGGUGAAUCUCUCAUUCGCUGACCUGAUGAUGGCGUCACUAAACUGCUUGUUUAACUUCAUCUACAUGUUACAUAGUGACUGGGUGUUCGGCGUGCGGUAUUGCAAGUUGAGCAACUUCAUCGCAAACGUGACGGUCGCGGCCAGCGUGUUCACGCUCACUGGCAUCUCAUUUGACAGGUAUCAAGCCAUCGUCAGGCCGAUGCGACCGCGGAUGUCCAAGACCUGCUCCCUCGUCAUGAUCGCCGCCAUAUGGGUCAGUGGAAUGCUGCUGGCUAUCCCGUGUCUACUUUAUUCCACUACUAAGGAGUACAGGUCUAAAGGAACUUUGAAAACAGCGUGCCUGUUGUCGUGGCCGGACGGACUACCUGACGUCUCUUACAUGGACUUUAUGUACCAAGUUCUGUUCUUCGUUGUGACAUAUGCUGUUCCUAUGUUGGGAAUGACGUUCUUCUAUUCAGCGAUGGGAAGAGUGCUGUGGGGUUCUCGGUCCAUCGGCGAGAUGACACAGAGACAGGUGGACUCAAUACGAUCUAAAAGAAAGGUCGUGAAGAUGUUCAUCCUAGUGAUAGUGAUAUUCGGCAUCUGCUGGCUUCCAUACCAUACAUACUUCAUCUACACGCACUUCAACCCAUCGAUCCUCUACAUGAAGUAUGUACAGCACGUCUACCUGGGCUUUUACUGGCUCGCCAUGGCCAACGCUAUGGUCAACCCCAUUAUAUACUACUGGAUGAAUGCCAAGUAA